Scaptodrosophila lebanonensis is the source of this 2421-nucleotide messenger RNA. It is a transcript of the gene w, whose product is annotated as protein white. The record is from RefSeq and is a predicted model, not a curated record. Gene Ontology annotation, biological process: transmembrane transport. The transcript is spliced from 6 exons. Gene Ontology annotation, cellular component: plasma membrane. Gene Ontology annotation, molecular function: ATP hydrolysis activity; ABC-type transporter activity; ATP binding. Lineage: Eukaryota; Metazoa; Arthropoda; Insecta; Diptera; Drosophilidae. The coding region runs from base 212 to 2272 and encodes 686 amino acids.
UGAAUGCACCACAAAGCAAAGUCAAAAUAAGCCAACAAGUUAACCCGCCCGAAGAAGAGGAAUACAUUUUUGUUUCUGUUUUUGUUAUGUGCUUGUGUUUGUGUUGAUAUACUCGUACAUAUGUGAGUGUGUGAUCGAUUUCAAAAAAAACAAAGGAAUCCAACUAUAGAGUGACGCAAAUUUGUUCAGAUUUUUUUAACUGCCUGUCAAAAUGGGCCAAGAGGAUCAGGAAGUGCUAAUACGUGGCAGCAAGCAUGCGUCGGCGGAGCAUUUGCAAAACAAUGAGACUGGAGCCGAACAGAGUUGCAUCAAUCAGGGCUUCGGACUGAACAAAAACUACGGCACGCUGACCCCCGGUGGCGGCGAUGGCGAUGGCGGACACGGCUCUGCACAGCAGCUGGCCGAUAAUCUCACCUACUCUUGGUAUAAUCUGGACGUAUUUGGGGCCGUGCACCAGCCGGGCUCCACUUGGCGACAGCUAACGAAUCGCGUACGCGGAAUCUUUUGCAAUGAGCGACACAUACCCGUGCCCCGAAAACAUCUCUUGAAGAACGUUUGUGGCGUAGCUUAUCCGGGCGAGUUGCUCGCCGUUAUGGGCAGCUCCGGUGCUGGCAAGACGACGCUGCUUAAUGCGCUGGCAUUUCGCUCUCCACAGGGCGUGCAGGUCUCGCCCUCGACCAUGCGGCUCCUCAAUGGCCAACCGGUGGAUGCAAAGGAGAUGCAGGCACGCUGCGCCUAUGUGCAGCAAGACGACCUUUUCAUUGGUUCAUUGACGGCUCGGGAGCAUUUAAUCUUUCAGGCCAUGGUGCGCAUGCCGCGCCACAUGUCCUACAAGCAGCGCGUGGCCCGUGUCGACCAAGUUAUUCAGGAGUUAUCGCUGACAAAGUGCCAGCACACAAUUAUCGGUGUGCCUGGCCGUGUCAAGGGGCUGUCAGGUGGCGAGCGUAAGCGGCUGGCAUUCGCCUCAGAGGCGCUAACCGAUCCGCCGCUGCUCAUCUGCGACGAGCCCACCUCGGGCCUGGACUCGUUUACGGCACAUAGCGUAGUGCAGGUGCUGAAGAAGCUCUCGCAGAAGGGCAAAACCGUCAUCCUGACAAUACAUCAGCCUUCGUCGGAGCUCUUCGAGCUCUUCGACAAGAUACUCCUGAUGGCCGAAGGUCGCGUCUCAUUUCUGGGCACGCCCAACGAGGCCGUGGACUUCUUCUCCUAUGUGGGUGCUCAGUGCCCAACGAAUUACAAUCCAGCGGAUUUCUAUGUCCAGGUGCUUGCCGUCGUCCCGGGACGUGAAACGGAAUCACGAGAGCGCAUCGCCAAAAUCUGCGACAACUUUGCGGUUAGCAAGGUUGCUCGUGAGAUGGAGCAACUACUGGCAUCCAAGGUGCAGACACAGCCACUGGAGCAGCCCGAGAAUGGCUAUACAUAUAAGGCCACUUGGUUUAUGCAAUUUCGUGCCGUCCUCUGGCGCUCCUGGCUGUCGGUUCUCAAGGAGCCGCUGCUUGUGAAAGUCAGACUCAUACAAACGACGAUGGUUGCCAUACUUAUUGGUCUCAUCUUUCUUGGACAACAGCUGACCCAGGUGGGCGUGAUGAACAUCAAUGGCGCCAUCUUCCUGUUUCUCACUAACAUGACCUUUCAGAAUGUUUUCGCGACCAUCAAUGUCUUCACCUCGGAGCUACCGGUCUUUAUGCGUGAGGCGCGAAGUCGUCUCUAUCGCUGCGACACCUAUUUUCUUGGUAAGACCAUUGCGGAGCUGCCACUCUUCUUAACCGUGCCGCUGAUCUUUACUGCCAUUGCCUAUCCAAUGAUUGGACUGCGAGCCGGCGUCAUGCAUUUCUUCAACUGUCUUGCUCUGGUCACACUGGUGGCCAAUGUAUCCACCUCAUUUGGCUAUUUGAUUUCCUGCGCCAGUUCCUCCACCUCCAUGGCGCUGUCAGUGGGCCCCCCGGUCAUCAUACCCUUCUUGCUUUUUGGCGGUUUCUUUUUAAACUCCGGAUCCGUACCUAUCUACUUGAAGUGGCUAUCGUAUUUGUCCUGGUUUCGAUAUGCCAACGAAGGUCUGCUCAUCAAUCAGUGGGCUGACGUGGAGGCAGGCGAGAUAACAUGCACGUCCUCGAACACCACGUGUCCCAGUUCGGGCAAAGUCAUACUGGAGACACUGAACUUCUCAGCCGCCGACCUGCCGCUGGACUAUAUAGGCCUAGCGCUACUAAUUGUCGGCUUUCGUGGCUUUGCCUAUUUGGCGUUACGUCUGCGGGCCCGCCGCAAAGAGUAAUACAAGUACACACAUACACACAUGCACUUCUGGGAUGACACUUAGUUAAUUUUUUUGUAAAUUAUCCAUAGACCACAAAACGUUAUGAAAAGCUGCAUUUAUUGUUACUUACUAUAUAUUUAAUAAAUAUCUCGCUUUUUUUUACCAAA